Lichtheimia ornata is the source of this 486-nucleotide messenger RNA. RefSeq lists its product as uncharacterized. Lineage: Eukaryota; Fungi; Mucoromycota; Mucoromycetes; Mucorales; Lichtheimiaceae. The transcript is spliced from 3 exons. The record is from RefSeq and is a predicted model, not a curated record. The coding region runs from base 1 to 486 and encodes 161 amino acids.
AUGGAAAAGUUUCGAGAGAAAAUCAAUAGUAUUCGUGCUGAAGCUGAAGCAGCCACUGCCAGAGCCGAGGAGCUUGAGACCAAGGUCAAAGCACUGGAACAAGAGGUUAUGCAACGCGACCAUGAGAUCAUUUCACUCAACAAUCAGAACAAGUACCUUGCCGAAGAUUUGGAAAAGGCACAAGACAAGAUCACGCAACUCAAGAGUUUGGAGAAUGAGGAUGAUGACUUGAAGAAGGAGAAUGACGCGGCACAACGCAAGAUAACACUCCUUGAAGAAGAGCUUGAGUCGUCUGACAAGUCAUUGCGGGAGGCUACCAAAAAUUUCCGAGAGGCUGAUGUCAAAGCCGAACAUUUUGAACGCAAGGUACAGCAAUUGGAAAGCCUUUUAGCUGAUGAAGAAAAGAAGGGUGAAGAACUUAAGGCCAAGAACCAAGGAUUGCAGGCACAACUAGAUGAGUUCCAUGCACAGCUAGAAGAGAUUUGA